Molecule: messenger RNA, 3768 nt
Organism: Lampris incognitus (smalleye Pacific opah)
Lineage: Eukaryota; Metazoa; Chordata; Actinopteri; Lampriformes; Lampridae
Gene: ebf2
Product: EBF transcription factor 2
Exons: 16
Coding region: 503-2260 (585 amino acids)
Biological process (GO): regulation of transcription by RNA polymerase II
Molecular function (GO): DNA-binding transcription factor activity, RNA polymerase II-specific; RNA polymerase II cis-regulatory region sequence-specific DNA binding
Source: RefSeq, a predicted model, not a curated record
CGCGCAGUAGACCAACUCAUUGAUCAAGUCAACCGUUUCAGUCGAUUUGUCCUUUAAAGAAAAAAAAAAGAAAGAAAGAAGGAAAUCCAGGACUGCACACUUUCCGAGUGUUUGAUUCUACGUAUACUUGUUACCCCACUUAUAGGAGGAGUUGUGUCCACCGCAGGUGAUCCUUUGCGCUCGAGCCGAGGCUGACAAUUACGCUUGGACAAUGAUUGCAAUACAUCGGGGAAUAUAUCAAUUGUUUUCUUUUCAGCCUUGAGAGAAAGUCCCGCAUCUAGAGAAAAGCUGUCCAUACUGCCGCUCUCCGCUUACUGAUGCCGCACGAGCUGUGACGUCCCCGAUACCCUCCUGCACGCGCUCUUGGGAGCGCAGCACCUUGGACCGGAUCCUCUGUUUGUUAGACCAAGUAUACCGCCGCUCUCGAGACGAAUUUUUUCUUUUUUCUUCUUCUUUUUAAACAUAACAAAGGUGUGCCGCACUGGUCCAGGAUCGGUCUUAAAUGUUCGGGAUCCCGGAGCAUUUGAAUUUGAUACGAGACGGUAGCGGAUUAAAAGAGAGAAGUCUCGGAGAGGACAUGGAUCCAGUCCGGUCGUGGGUGCGUAAUGUCGGGGUCGUGGAUGCCAACGUAGCAGCGCAAAGUGGAGUAGCUUUGUCUAGAGCCCACUUUGAGAAGCAGCCGCCCUCCAAUCUCCGCAAGUCCAACUUCUUCCACUUUGUCCUGGCCCUCUACGACAGACACGGCCAACCGGUGGAGGUGGAGAGGACUGCAUUCGUGGACUUUGUUGAACAUGACAAGGAGCAGACGGGAGAAAAGACCAACAACGGCACUCACUACAAGCUGCAGCUCCUCUACAGCAACGGGGUUCGUACAGAGCAGGAUCUUUAUGCACGACUUAUUGACUCUGUCACUAAACAGCCCAUAUCGUAUGAGGGACAGAACAAGAAUCCUGAAAUGUGCAGAGUCCUGCUCACACAUGAGGUUAUGUGCAGUCGCUGUUGUGAGAAGAAAAGUUGUGGAAAUCGCAACGAGACACCCUCAGACCCGGUCAUCAUCGACAGGUUUUUCUUGAAGUUUUUCCUGAAAUGCAACCAGAACUGUCUGAAGACAGCAGGGAACCCAAGGGACAUGAGGAGAUUUCAGGUGGUCUUGUCCAGUACUGUGAGUGUGGAUGGCCAUGUACUAGCGGUGUCUGACAACAUGUUUGUCCACAACAACUCAAAACAUGGCCGGAGAGCCCGCAGACUUGAACCAGGCGAGUCAGUGGAGAACGCUAUGGAGUAUGCCACCCCUUGUAUAAAAGCCAUCAGCCCCAGUGAAGGCUGGACCACCGGUGGGGCCAUGGUCAUUGUAAUUGGAGAGAACUUCUUUGACGGUCUGCAGGUGGUGUUGGCAGCAUGCUGGUGUGGGAGCGAGUUGAUCACGCCCCACGCCAUCCGUGUCCAGACACCUCCUCGUCACAUCCCCGGGGUCGUGGAGGUCACAUUGUCCUACAAAUCCAAGCAGUUCUGUAAAGGAGCACCCGGGCGCUUCAUCUACACAGCCCUGAAUGAGCCAACCAUAGACUACGGUUUCCAGCGUCUUCAAAAGGUCAUUCCUCGACAUCCAGGUGAUCCAGACAAACUAGCUAAGGAGAUGCUUUUGAAGAGAGCGGCUGAUCUUGUGGAGGCCCUGUAUGGAAACCCUCACAGUAAUCAGGACAUGCUGCUGAAGCGUGCAGCGGACAUUGCUGAGGCUCUCUACAGUGUUCCUCGUCCUCACAGUCAGCUGCAGGCGUUGCCCAGCUCACCAGCCCAUGGCAGCGUCAUGGGACUGGGCUCCUAUCCUUCCCAGCUAGGCGUCAGCAUUGGAGAACCAGGCCAGAGCAGCCAGGGAUACAUUCGUAACUCCAGCAGCCUGUCCCCGCGGGGUUACCCUUCCGCCUCCACCCCUCAACAGUCAGGCUAUGGGGGCAGUGGAGGAAUGACAGGAGGGUACGGGACAGUGCCCAUGACCAGCCUGGGAGUACCUGGGUCCCCUGGUUUCAGCAGCGCCUCCCCCACGGGCUCCCCUUAUGUAAUGCCGUCUAGCCCCACUAUACCAGGAGGCUCCAGCUCUUCGUCCUCUCUCUUGCCUUUCUCAUCCUUCCCCUCAGCUGCCAAACAGAAGAGUGCUUUUGCACCCGUCCUCAGGCCCCAGGGCUCCCCAUCCCCUGCUUGCCCUGCCUCAGGGGGGAACAGCUUCAGAGCAAUGGCGGGCCUGGUUGUUCCCCCGAUGUAGCAAAGCACCCACCCCAAUCUACCCCAGACCACCACCCCACUUAACCCCUCUCAUGGCACUAAGAGGGCAGGGAGCACGGAGCAUUGAUCUAGCCACCACACAUAUUUACCCUCCCCGAGCCCCUGCCACUUGUUAGUCCAUUUUUCAUCCAGCUGGAUGAAUAGCACGGGGUACGAAAUGUCCAAAGACCAGCCACCCACUCCAGAGACAGAGGAGAUUACUUCACCCACAACAGCUCCAAAGACAGCAACCGCUCCUUAGAUAACACUGCCGGAGCGGACCAUAGUGCUGGGUGCUUCAUGAGGCAUCUCUAAUUUUGAAAGGCAGAGGGAAACAGGUCAUAAUCUCCCCCACAAACUUCAAAAGCAUCCUUAUUACCUCUGGCCCACGUGCAGGAUUUGAUUUUUUUCACCACCUGCCCAAAAUCUCUGCCAGAGAUGUAUGGGAUUCAAUGUGAGAGCACUGAGCCUUGUUGGAGGAUGGACACUUGUGAUACUACACACUGGGUGCUGUUUGUCUCUGUAUGGACACCAUUAAAGGCAUGUGUGUACAUUGUCCGUCGGUUAGCGUGAGGUUUUUUUUUUGUAGUAGACUUUUUGAAGGCAAUUUACAUUCCAGAAUAAUAGACCCUUUAUUUUUUGUUCUGAUCUUUAAGGUUUUACAAGGGAAAACUCUUUGCCUCAAGGCUUAUUACUAAAGGAAUUCAUAUAUUGAUUUAUUUAAGAACAAGCAAUUUAACUUAUUAUUGUUAGUUUAGGGAAUAAUAUAAAUGUGUUUUAUAAAUGUGGUCUUUUUUUUUUGCAACUGUUGUCAACACAAGGUUUCCUCUGCAUUUCCAUUGUAAUUGCCAAAUUGAUGGAAAAUGGUGGAUUUUCACAGAGAGCAAAAUAAACCUUAACAUAUUUUAUUUGAGAUAAAACUUGGCCAAUAUGCAGUUUAUUGCAUAACAAAGGUGAUGUUAUGCUCAUAAUAAAAACAUGUGAAUGUUCUUGCUUUACAGGCACAAUUACUUAUUCUUCUUUUUAAUUUCAUGUUUAUGCAUGCUUUCUGACAGUGAUGCCCUGAUAAUGAUUCGUUCCACUUUGCAAACUUGACAAUAUACGACUCUGAGAAAAGCAAAAUAACUUUAUUGUUUCUAGUCACCAUGCAGUGCAGUUGAUGGACUUGGAAGCACAAAGAGAGGAAGAAAAAAAAGGGAAAAACAGGGACAUGAUGGGUCUUCAUUAACCUGCGCAAGUGUUCAUAUUUAUUGAACUGUGCUGACACGAUAUGGGCGUCAUACUCAGGAUGAGAAAGCAAAGAGCGUACGUACAGAGAAGACGACAGACAUCCUCUGCAAAGUUGUUUUUAGUGUUGGGUUGCCUUUAUUUAUUUAAAGAUAAUUAGCAGUUGUAAUAUUAUGUUUCUUAAGCCAUCUUCCUUUGAAACGAUACAAAAACUGUUGCAAAUGUGAUUUGUAUAUCUCAAGGUGUAAUUAUAUUUUGUGCUCCAAAUAAAAAAAAAACAUA